AUGCCGCUCUCCACGCCCACAGGGCCCUACGCCGUCUCGACGCUCGAGCUCGAGCUGCCCGCUCGCGAGGCGCGUGCCUUUGCCGAGCAGCACGUGCGCCUCAAGGGCCAGCCGGCACUGCGCCUCGAGAGCGCCCUCGUCACGCUUUUCUACCCGACACUCAGGCCGGAGAAGGGCGCAAAGGCGGAGACGGCCGGCUCGGGUUGGCUCAACAGCCCACGCCUCAAGUCCAUCGAAGGCCUGCUCAAGUACGCCGGCAUCAGCAAGUACUUCGCCCUGCCCGUCCUCGUGCCCGCCUACUCGGUGCUCUUCGCAAAGCUGCCCUACGCCCAAAACGCACCGCUAGCUGCGCCGGCUCAGGGCGCCAAGUUCCCAGUCGGUGUGUUCAGCCACGGCCUCGGCGGCACACGCACGACAUACAGUCAGUAUCUCUCCACGCUGGCAAGCCACGGCGUGGUGGUGGCGGCAGUGGAGCACCGCGAUGGCACGGCGCCUUCAACGUCCAUCUACACGCGCGAUGCGGCGGGCAAGGAGAGCGUCGAGACGCGCACAUACCUGAAGCACGAUGAGCUCGACAAAGCAGAAGACGGCAGUGCUAUUGAGCAAAUGGCGCUGCGGCGAGCACAGCUCAAGCUGCGAGAAGCAGAGAUGCAAGAAGCGCUUUCAAUUCUCUCUCGUCUCAGCUCUGGCGACGCCCAGCCUGUUCUCUCUUCUCAUCUCCGCGGCAACGUGGAUGCCCUGCGAGCGGCGCGCCUCGAGGAGUGGAAGGACCGGCUUGAUCUAUCGGACGUCUACGCCCUCGGGCACAGUUUUGGUGGUGCAACCUGCGUAGCGCUCACCAGCUCCGCCGACACGCCGUUCGCUCAAGCGCUCACUCUCGAUCCGUGGCUCGAGCCUCUGCUUUCCGAAGGCGCCACACCACCGCAACCGCGCCGGCCGCUCUUCAUCAUCAACUCCGAGUACUUUUCCAUCUGGCGCAGCCACAUGGGCUCCGUGCGGGAUCUUGUCGCGCGCGCACCGAGCAAGGAGGGACGCAAGCCCUGGCUGUUGACGCUUACCGGCACCAAGCACACCGACUUCAGCGACUUUCCCUUUCUCAUUCCGAGGCUCUUCGCCUCGAACGUCGCGCCCGACGUCUGCAUCAAGGCCUUCGCGAGCGCCUCCUUGGCGCAGAUCAAUGCCGGGCGCGCCGAUGCUGCAGCGACAGCGACGAUGAGCGAAGGCGCGGCAAGCGACAUCAAGACGCUCCUGAGUAGCGCAAAGCUCGACGUCGAAGUGCGCGACGAGCACGCAGAGGAGAUCCAGAAACGCGACAUGAAGGAAGCUGGCAUGCUUGUCGUGCACUCGCUGCCGCACGCGCCGGAGCAGCAGCAGGGCGCAAGUGCUGCGGCCGAGGCAAAGCUCUGA
Messenger RNA from Tilletiopsis washingtonensis, 1407 nucleotides. RefSeq lists its product as hypothetical. Lineage: Eukaryota; Fungi; Basidiomycota; Exobasidiomycetes; Entylomatales. The transcript is spliced from 5 exons. Bases 1 to 1407 code for a protein of 468 amino acids. The record is from RefSeq and is a predicted model, not a curated record. Gene Ontology annotation, molecular function: 1-alkyl-2-acetylglycerophosphocholine esterase activity.